Messenger RNA from Durio zibethinus, 1431 nucleotides. Its product is annotated as protein-tyrosine-phosphatase IBR5-like. Gene Ontology annotation, cellular component: nucleus. Gene Ontology annotation, biological process: abscisic acid-activated signaling pathway; negative regulation of MAP kinase activity; auxin-activated signaling pathway. Gene Ontology annotation, molecular function: MAP kinase phosphatase activity. The record is from RefSeq and is a predicted model, not a curated record. Lineage: Eukaryota; Viridiplantae; Streptophyta; Magnoliopsida; Malvales; Malvaceae.
UUUUCUAUUUCCCAGAGUGGAGGCAAUAUCUAGUACUGUUCAUUCUUAUAAUAUAAAAAUCGAAGUACAAAUCUCGCAUAUGACUCAGGAAAGACCCCUAUCCUGUAUAUUUUAAUAUUAUAUAACUAGAAAAAACACAAUUGAAUAAGAAUACCUUGAACUCUCUCUCUCGAUCAAGCAAAAUCUCGAUGCAACGAGAAGCUGCUUUCAACUGAAAACCUUUUGAUUCCUCCAGACAAAAAAUCUGGGUCUUUUGUUGUUUUGGUUUUCUUGAUCUGGGUAUAAUCGAAAAUUUGUUGUUUCUUUUGUUGGUGUUCGGGGUGGUGAGUUGGUAUGAGGAAGAGGGAGAGGGAGAAUCCGUGUGGGGUAUGUGGGCACUAUCACAAGUACGAGGAAGGAGAAGUUUGUGGAAUAUGUGGGCACAGAGCUCCCGUCUCUUCUGAUAAAACAUCGCUUCAAGUCAGUGCUUUUCCAUCGGUGAUCUUGCCUGACUUUCUCUAUUUGGGUAGCUAUGAUAACGCCUCUCGCUCUGAGCUUCUCAAGACUCAGGGAAUUGCUCGUGUACUUAAUACUGUACCUGCUUGUCAAAAUCUCUACAAGAAUUCAUUUACCUAUCACUGCCUGCAAGAUGACAAAAUUUUACAAUUUGAUGAUGCAAUACAAUUUUUAGAGCAAUGUGAGAGGGAUAAGGCUCGAGUACUUGUGCACUGCAUGUCCGGAAAAAAUAGGUCACCAGCAAUUGUAAUAGCUUAUUUGAUGAAGUCUAAAGGAUGGAGGCUUCCACAGAGCUAUCAGUGGGUCAAAGAACGGAGAUCAUCUGUUGAGUUAAGUCAAGCUGUAUACCAGCAAUUGCAGGAAUAUGAGCAAAAGCUCUUUGGAUCAUCUGAUAGUAGCAUUCCUGCUCUGCCUACCUUCUCCUUUACGGGAGCCCCAUCCUUCAACUUUGGCUUCCCAAAGGCAAUUGGUCCAGUUCCUGUUUCUGUUCCUGUUUUCAAUAAUCUUGGUGCUACUUCUAUUUUUGCUGGUCCGCCUUUACAAGUUCCUCCGCAGGAGUUCACGUUUGGUGCUGAUCAGACCCAGAAAAGUAUCUGUGAAAGCCUAGCAAACCCUAGUGGCAGUGAUAUUCCAAUGGAUAGUGCUUAAAUUCCUGAAGUUUCAUUUGCAAGACCACCCAUAUCACCAGAAAUUGAAUGAGACCGAUUUUUAUGAGGUUUUAUAAGAAAUUUGGCUGUAAAUUUCGAGUAAAUGUUAAAGUUUUCUGGUUUGUUAGAUUUGAUGAGUUGGUACAUUCGCUCUGGGUGCCUUAAUGUUAAUGAAGCACAUGCUAUCUACUCGUUCCAAAUUUCAUAUACAAAGAUAAUUUUCGGCAGAAUCAAUUAAAUUUCGAGUUAUGUAGAGUUCACAUUUAUAGAUGAAGAAUCCUUAUUUAUA